Protopterus annectens (West African lungfish) is the source of this 8623-nucleotide messenger RNA. RefSeq names its product XK related 5 (gene XKR5). NCBI's taxonomy places the organism in Eukaryota, Metazoa, Chordata, Ceratodontiformes, Protopteridae. The transcript is spliced from 7 exons. Gene Ontology annotation, biological process: apoptotic process involved in development; engulfment of apoptotic cell; phosphatidylserine exposure on apoptotic cell surface. Gene Ontology annotation, cellular component: plasma membrane. The record is from RefSeq and is a predicted model, not a curated record. Bases 145 to 2361 code for a protein of 738 amino acids.
UUGGCUGCAGAGAUGACGGCGCGAGAGAGCACAGUUGAAAAAAUAGCGGUCCGGGACCUACUGUAACUAGGGGAAGUUUGAGUAUGGGAAUGUUUUGAGUACAGUAUUACUUUUUAUGUGUUACGUGGGAAUAAGCAGCAUAAAAUGGGACGAUCUUCUGCAAGUUUGCUUUUUAGGACGAGUUUUGGCUUAUUUCUUUUGGUAGCUGAAAGGAUGUCAUUGAUUUAUACAAUUGUCCAUUGUUUCUUGAUGCGACAAUACUUAUGGGGUUGGUUGACCUUUGCAUUUCUGCUGCCAGCCUGUUGUACCCAGGUGCUCAGCUACAUGUGGUUCCGAGCUGAUGGCCACCCACGAAGCUGUUCUCUGUUAACAAUGCACGCAUUACAGCUAGGGAUAGUUAAAAGGUUUUGGGAUGGUGUAUGGAAUAUAUUAAAAUCAAGGGAGCCCAGUGGCCUGGGAGAGAUCCUGAGACGGCAAGGAGACCUUUGUGUAUUAAGACUUCUUGACUCGCUUCUUCUGUCCCUUCCCCAGUUGCUGCUUCAGACCUACAUUUUGAUGGUGGUAAUGGAAAACAACAAAAGUCUUCUUUCAGGUAUCAGUGCAGGACUGUGCUUGUUGUCUCUGUCCUGGUCCCUGGUCUUCUACAGCAGCUCCAUGGGUCUUCUCAAGCCAGGUCAUCUGAACAUGCCAGGUGCAGCUCUUUUUUGCCAGUUAUUAUGGAGGCUGGGAAUGGUUGGAUCAAGGGUUGUGACAUUUGUACUCUUUGCCAGAUCGCAUGGUUAUUGGAUCUGUGUAGCAGGAGGGGUUCAUUGGCUGGGGUGUUCAUUCUGGUUGUCUGCUCAGCAAACUGAUAUAGUCUCCAGUCCUUGCCACUGGCGAUUCUUCAAUUGCGCUCUGGGAGCUGUCCAUAUUUUCUGUUUUAUUAAUGUCCAGGAUAGUCCAUCUAGGUAUCGGAUUACAGCAUUCUAUACAAUCAUGCUGUUGGAAAACACCAUCUUGCUGCUUUUAUCUAGUGACUUUAGUCAAGAAGUCUUUUGGGAUUCCUUAUGGAGGAUUGUUGCUGUGUUAUCUGCAUUCCUUUUUAGUUCUGCUGCACUCCUUCUAUACUACAGUCUCCUGCACCCUAAGUCAACCGAGAUAAUGCAGAGCAUUAGAAAUGAAAUGAGGCAUACAUCUGCUACAUGGAAUCCUGCUUCACCACAGCACUGGCUUACUGACCCAGACAAGCCUCAGUUAGGAGGACACCAUCCCUGCGUGUCAUCUCCUUCUAUAGCAGUUGCAGAGUUUAGUAGCCCAGAGCACUUUUGCAGAGCUGAUCUUUCUUCUCAGAAUGCUUGGAAGAAAUCUUUACACCACCACCACUUAUUUUUGGUGAAGCUGGCUGUUAAGACAGGAAAUGUGUCAAAGAUUAAUGAAAUAUUUGGCUAUGCUGUACUGGAAAGCAUAUUUCAAUCACUCUCAAAGAGAAAAGAUCCAGACACUAAGAACAAAGAGAUACAGCUGAAUGUGCCACUUUCAUCUAAAGAAAAUCUCCCCCUAGCACAGCCAGAGUCUACCAUUUUUAAGGAAAUCUGCCAUAUUGCGGACAGUAAUUCUGAUCUGCAUAAAAAGGUCAGCACACGGGAAGCAUCAAAGUACAUCAGGGUUUCAGGUAUCAUAGAGAAUGGGGUAACACUUGGCCAUGUCAACAUGAAGGAAAAGGUGUCCCAAGACGAGCUGCAAGGGCCAGUAGAGGUUAUUGUUAUGUAUGCUGAAAAUGAUGGGCCGAGUGAAAUUUAUCAAAGCCACAAGAAAGUGGAGAGCACCGAACAAAAGUGUAGCAAGAGGCAUGGAAAUUCAACACUAUACUUCAGUGCAGAUAUGGAUUCCAGUGUGCGUCCACAUGGAGUCACUCCCUCAGUUCCACGACUACUGGUUGACAUGAGGCAAGAUAACAAACCAAUGGGAUUGGAAGAGGAUCUUCCACUACCAAGGGUGGAAGAUGCAAAUUGUAGCAAUAAUUUCCCAACAGAGACAACAAAGAUCAGCCCAGUUCGAGGUUUAGCGAUAAGUAAAGAUUCUGAGUGGAAUGUUAUGGUAAAUUCCUAUAGCCAAGACUGUGGUGACUCUAGUCUCUCAACAAACCCUCCUUCAGAACUACUUGAGGAUGAUGAUUAUCCACAAAAUUUUCAAAAGCCAGACUGUUUUUUGUCAUUGGAAAAUCAGAGAACCACAAAGACAAAAACCUUGACUCUAGCAGCAGAGCCACGUUUUACUUCCACUCCAAAGCCUCCAACUGCACAACAAGAACGGAUUCCAAAAGGAGGAGUAAAAGCAAAGAAACAGCUGAUCCAUUUGAUUCGAGAACUGCCAAGGGUGUAAGGUAAUCUAAAGUAUGAAUUGUGGCCCAUGUUUCACUUGAAGAUAAUGCUCCUUUAAAGCAGUCUCAUUAAUUGCCAAGAAUUACAAAUGAGGGCAUCAGGAUUUACAGUGAUUAGUAUCCAGCUUUCAUUGAUCUUAGUUGGGCAUCAGGAGGACAACUAAAGUCUUUUUCCUGCAAUAUUACAGCUGCUUUUAAAGUACUUGUUAAAAGAAAGAAAAAAAUAUGUAUUUUUUGUACAGAUUAAUAAGGGCCUCCACUACAGUACUGGUCUUGGCAAUAUCUUCUGGAAUUUAGCAUGUUUAUUGAAUUUUCAGACAGUGCUGUUUUGUAUGGGCAAUAUGCAUGCAUUUGUACGACAAGGAGGGAAAAAAAAUGUGUGGUUUUGUAAACAAAAAAAAAUAGUUUUGUAACGUGUCUUUCUGUCUAUUUCCAGCUGGUCUGGUUGAAAUUUCCUAAAAUUAGAAAAAUCCCACUAGUGGAGUUACUAAAAACACUAGGGCAUUUAAGGUAGGACAGUUAUUGUUGGAAGACCAUCCUUGCUUUGAGGCACCUCACUGCCGGCAUUUAACAAAAUGGUUUUAUGACAGGCAGCUUGCACUGACCAGAGGUAAGAACACUGCCAAAGUUGUCAAGCAAUCAUCUAACUUAAACUGCCCAUAUUGUGAAUGUUAAUUGUACCUGUAACAACAAUCAGGUGGUCCUGUUUUUUCCUAUUUUAUUAUUUCUAUCCUGUUAAUAAUGCUUAAACUGAACUUGGCUGAAACUCCCUUGUAGUUAAGCUCAUUGAUGUUUUGAUUACAGUUUACAGUGUACUUGUAUUUUCAUAUCUGAAAAGGAAGAGGAAACAAAAUAAUACUGUAGAAAUGUAUUUUGGCUCGUAACACAUUGUGUAGUGUUAAGUAGCUUGCGGAGCUUGACUGCUAAAACUGCAAUUUGCAGGUAUUUUAACUCAGCGUUCAUGCCAGUGAAAGCACACUGGAGAAAUUUCAGCUUUUCUAAAAGAUAUGGCAUUGAUAAAACAAGAUUCUGGUAAAUACUUAACCUUGACUGAGUGAAAAUCUAUAGAAAGUUAGUUGUGAGACUGGUGCAUAGCUUAGUUUUUAUGAGAACUUUUAAACAGAGAUUCAGAAGAAAGUACAAUACAAAUGCAAAUGACAGUGAGCCAGAACAGAGGUGAAAUCUAGAAACAGUGAAACACUCCUUGUUUACUACUAAGUCUCAGGCAGUUCUUGCCUGCAGUGUCUCACCUAAUCAGUCAGUCAUAUCUCUCAACUUUUUAUCUCCCAAAUUAGACACAAAAAUAGGGAUAGGGCCCCAAAUUGGGGACAUAUUUUAAAUGCUGAUAUUAACUUACAAAUUUUUAAAAAAAUGUCCCAUUUUAUUACAGAUUGUGUCAGGGCUAGUCACUCGCCGUAAAUAAUGGUUCUAAGUGAUUGCUAACACUAACUGAUGUAAAAAUGAGGAAUAUAGGGUUGACACAAUGACAACACCCUAUUUUAUGAGAGAUGGAACAAACCAUUUAAGACAAAAUUAGGGACAAUUGACAGAUUGUGCCAUCAGUAUCCAUAAACAUUCCACUGGUUGUAGAUGGAAGUAUUGAAGUUAUAGUAUCUGAACACGGACUUACGCCACAAACAGGAGGCAUUGGACCUAAUUUUCAACUUUUGUAACCCAUACAACAGCAUGUUUUAUUUGUGCAAGCUCCACCACUAACUUUGUCAUCUUCUUUUCCAGAUGCCUGGUGGAACUCUCGAGGACUAUUACAUUUGGUUUGCAAAUGCAGGCAGUAGGUGUUUCUUUACCCAUGGUACAUUUUUGUGAGGGAGGGUUUGUCAAAAUCUGCCAUUACACCAUGAGGAUAGCAGAAAGUGUGCCCAUUCUCAGUCUCCCCAGAUUUUUUCUGCAUUUCAUACAUAACAGAAUAGCUCCCACAUAUAGUAUUGAAGAAACUGUAGUCCUCAACAUGCCUUUACUGUCUCAGCUCAUUAGCUAAAAACCCACACAGUGUACUGUCUGUAUUGCUUUGGGGAGGAAAUAUAAUGUGAAGGAGUGGCAUAAGUGUCAGUGCUUGAAACUGGCUACCCAAAGGGAAAAAGUGCAAAGAAGAUAGCAAAUUUAGAGAGAGUCAGUAGCAGGGCUUUUCUUGCAGUCUGAACUAUCAAAUGGAGAAUGGGAAGAGAAGGUAAGGGAUGAGGCUAGGUAUUACCAAAACUUCCACUGAAAAAAAGCCCUCUUGUCUUGUUUUCAUUGCAAGCCCUCCCAUUAGAAAAAAGUGACCCUGCACAUUUAUUAGCAGAUGAUGAUGUAGAAAGUGGCAGGAGAGGUGCUAUACCAGCAGCCACCUUUAAGGUUGAGUCAAGGGGUUUGAGCACCAAAGCCUUAAUGCAUGCCCAGCUGGAAGACUAGCCUGCUAAUAGGGUGGACUCUUGACUCCCCUGGUGAUGGCCAGUAUGGUUAAACUGUGGCUCAGCAUGGCUUCUUCUGGCACUUCCUUCCAAGACCUAGCCUUAUCAGCAAAUCAAGGGGCCAUUCCAAGUCCUCAUUGGGCCUUUGAUGUCCAGUGCUGCCACUAUGACCAGAUUGCUGUCUACACAUGGUGAGAUUUUAUUCAGCAGGAUGUAGAAAUUUAACCUGAUGCCAGUGAAGUUCCCUGUACAGACUUUGUGCAGUUUAGUGUCAACUCUAGUCGGCACCUGUCUAUCCACAUCGCAGGUCUGUCGCACUGUGCCUUGGCACCCACCUGUUACGUUUACAGAUACCAGGGUGUCAGUUGAAUGGAGUCCCCAGACAGGCAACAUUGGUUGAUUGCCUUCUUCCCUCACUGAAUCUGGCUGGGCGGCAGACUGUCAGGGGACUGAGGUCCUUGCUCCAGGAAUGGAUAAAGACAGAUGAAACUUACUUUUGUAUAGCUUUCAAAGCUUUCACAAAAGGACACUCCUUUGGAGAAAAUUUGGAGAAACCCACAAGGUAAUGACGUUUUCAACAGACUGACCUGUUGCCGAUUUGCAUUCACCCUAAAAGAGAAUGAACCAUGAACUUUUGUCAGACCUACAUUCCUUGGUUCCGGAGUGACGUGAUGUUCCAGCCACUGUCUGAGGUCAGCCUGUCGCAUGGUUUUAUGACUGAUUCUUCUUUGGUGGACUGUGUAGGCCAGCAAGGCACCUUCUUGGUGUUGGCAUAUGAGGUCUUAUAAACUUGAUGACCUCUUUAGAUCUUGAUGGAUUGUCUUGGUAAUUAUGAUCUAAGUAGAAGGAUUUUCUGACCAAUGUCACACAAUGAUCGAGCCGAGAGAAUUAUCAAGACAUGUUCCAAGCCCUUAUCUACAUUUUCAUUGUGUAUUGUGUUACUUUCUAUACUACUGGCUGAGGGGAGAGGUUGUCUAGCGAGUGUGGCAGUAUUGCCCUUUUUGUUUUCAUUUAAUGUGAGCCUGUUUUCAGUUCACCAGUUACCGAGAAUCGAACUGGAGAAAGUCUUGCUGUGAGGCAACAACACUACUGUUGCACCACUGCGUUGUUAUUUAUAAGUGAGUUCUUGGGGAAGGGUUUUGGUAUUAGAGGUGGACUUGACAAUAGCUUCCAGUUUGCAGUCAUCUGCCAACUUGGUUAGCCUGAGAUCCUGGUUCCUGUUCUACAGGUUGGAAAAGUGAAUGAAGUAAAGGAUGGAUCCUUACACUGAGCUCUGUGGACAUCGUGGUUUACUUUCAUGCUAUCCGAAGAGGCUCCUGACACUUGCACUUGAGGAUUCGGUCUUUCAGCCAGUUUGCUCUUACCUUCACAACACAUGGAUUUAUUUUUUUAAGUAUUUAUCUUACUGUGUCUGAGUGGGAUGUAUUUUCAAACAUCUUGUCAGAUCAAGAUACACUGUGUGAAUAGCCUGCCUCCUGUCAACAGCCUGUGUAACCCUGUUAAAGAAGUUGAUCAGAUUCAUUAGGCAGGAUCUUCCUCAGCAGUUUUGUUUUGUCUUGUCAAGUGGUCAAGCCUAAUAAGGUUUUUUAAUGUCCUGGUUUGAGGUCGGGUACAACAUGUUCCAUUUCUUUACAGAUGAGGCUCAUCAGGCUGAUGAGUCUAUAAUUUCUGGGUUGGUCAUGGGGGCACCCUUGUGUAGGCAGUUAUCACUGUGUUAAACCAAACUUAAGGGAAAAAAUGUAAUCUAAUCAUAGUUUAAACAGAGUGAGGUGUGGCACUAUGAGGACUGCUUUGCACCAUUUAUUAAGCAUCCAGGUAUAUUGUCAGGCCUCUUGGAUGAAGUAUGCUUGGUCAUAGCACUUUCAAUACGUUACCUUGUGAUGAUGAUGAUGAUAAUAGUAAUAAUGCCAAUAAUAAUAAUACCCAUUUGUUAAUCAGAUAAGCCCACUGGACACACAGUCCCUUUUAAGGGGCAACCCAGGAGCAUUCAGGAGCAAUGUCUGAUUACAUUAAUUACUAAAGGUAAGCAAAUGAGGACUGAGGGAAUUAAACACUGUACGACAGGAACUUACAACUUACAGGCUUAACUUUCUGUGCCAACCCUCAGACCAGAAAGUAGAGCAGGGCUGUGCAUGAUAACCCUGGUGUAAAUUUACAGAAGACAUUUUUUAUGGUCAGUGUAGACAUAAAGUUUGUAUAUUGGCUUAUCCAUAUUUGCAAAAGGUUUUUGUUUGGUUACCAUGGACAUAAAGGAUGUGUACUGACAUAUCCCAGGGGGCUAACUGUAAUGCUUUUUCCAGUCAGUAUGUAUGGAAAGAGGGUAAUGUGUGUCAAACAAUAACUUGAUUUUACAAAGUGGGACCUGUGCUGUGUGGUUUAAUUAAUACCCAUUCUUGUAUAGUUAUUUUAACAAACUUGGAAUGAUUAUUUUAACAGACUUGGAAUGAGGUUUAUUCAUCACUGGCUGCAGUAUUGAAGCAGUAAAGUGGAUUGAAAUGGAAUCACAAAGUGUUUCUACUUUAUUAUGUCUGAUUUGCACUGCAGAGAUCUGCCACAAAUUCUACAUUGUCAUGAGAAUAGUUUAAUGACCCUGCUCUUAUGUAAUUGCUGCUCAUUGGUAAUAAAGACUAUUUCUUCUGUGCAUCUUGAGAGAGCAGUCAGUUGCACCAGCUGCCACUUGGUGUACUGUUGUCUUGUAUAAUGCUAGAAUGCACUUCUAGUUACUGGCCUUAAUUUUGUUAACAUUUAACAGUGAUGCCUUUUUAAAACAGCUGCAAACAGCAGAAAAUAACACAAGUGUGUCUUGUAAAUGUAUUGUGCGUGUGAAGGCAUUUUUAGGUUAUACAGUAACAAAACAUUCCGCAAGAAUAGCAUAUCCCAUGUUUAUAUCUAUAGAAAAGGAUGCAGGAGUAGGGCAUUUGCACUAAAGGCUGAAAGCUGCAAGUAAUUUAGAAGUGUUUGGAAACUGUACAUUUCACUAAACGCGCGGCAUGUUUUUAUUCUGUCCAUUUUUUCUCUAUCAUUUCAGCUUAAAUGGCUAAGUAUAGUCUCAUAACAUUGCCACUGCCAGCUCAUCCCUCAAAAAAUACACUCCAUUUAAAGUAGACCGGUUGCUUAUCCUUUGUGGAACCUAUACUUGUAAAAUUUGGAAAAACAGUUCUGCACAUACUUUUGCUUUGACAUUAUCUUAGUUUGCUUGCACUAUGACUGUAAAAUCAGUGUGAGAAUUUCUUUGCCUUGCUUUGCUGCAGCUGUUAAUUGAAUUCAAGAUUCCAGAGCUAAAUAGGUGUUUUAUAUAUGCAAAUUAAGACAUUCUGUAGCAGAAUGCAAAGUGAUUAGACUGAUAAUAUAAAAUGCAGUGCCUUCUGUUGCAUGUUUGUUACGGUCAUUGGUUUGUAUAUAUCCUGACAUGCACUGUGACAAAUUCAUGCUCACUUGAAAAAUGAUUUUCAUUGACUGUAUUCAGCUUCUAUUUUUUUUUUUUUUUUUUUUAAUAUCGUGCAAUUGUCUGCAAUUACUGCCAGUGAUUCAUGAGGUGUUGUGCAGUGGACUUCCUUAAUUAAGGUAAAGGUCUGCUACUCGUUAAUAGCUCAGAAGAAUUUGCUGACCCUACCCUUACAGCUCACUGUAGCUGUUGGACAUAGUUUGGGAUGUGUUUAAAUAAUGUUGUCAGUGUGUUAUUUUUUUCUUCCUUUAAUGAAGGAUUGUUUUUUUGUGUAUGUGUGUCUGUGUAUACUUUAUAUCUAAUGUAUUAUUCUGUACUGUAAUAAUUUAAUGUUUUGUGUUGCAUAUUUGUAGUAACAUUUAUUAACUCAAUCUUUGAGAAUGUGGUUAAAUGAUAUCCAAACUGAUUAAU